CCGGGAUUCUCCGCUCGCCCCGGGGCGGGGCUGGGCCGGUGCAGCGGGGCGCUGGGGCGGCCCCUUCCCGGGGCACUGGACGGUGCGGCCGGCGGCUCUGCUCCGGGGCGCUGGGGGAGCCCUCGGCUCGGGCUCCCCCGCGCGACUCGCCCCUCCCCCGCCAGCACCGCCCGGGGGCUCGCUUAUUUGCAGAUUUAAUCCGAACCCCCCCGGGGGGGCGCGGCGGCUCCGCGGCUAGGAUCCACUGCGGGAUGGAGGGAGCCUUCCCCGCGUCCUGACAUGCCCGCGGCCAUGCGGGGGCUGCUGGCCCCCCAGAACACUUUCCUGGACACCAUCGCCACCCGCUUCGAUGGGACGCACAGUAACUUUGUGCUGGGCAAUGCCCAGGUGUGCAGCACCUUCCCGGUGGUCUACUGCUCCGACGGCUUCUGCGACCUGACGGGCUUCUCGCGGGCCGAGGUCAUGCAGGGCUGCUGUGCCUGCACCUUCCUCUACGGGCCCGACACCAGCGAGCUCGUCCGCCAGCAGAUCCGCAAGGCCCUGGACGAGCGCCAGGAGUUCAAGGCCGAGCUGAUCCUGUACAGGAAGAGUGGUACCCCCUUCUGGUGCCUCCUGGACGUGGUGCCCAUUAAGAAUGAGAAGGGCGAGGUGGCACUCUUCCUGGUCUCCCACAAGGACAUCACCGACAGCAAGAGCCGGCCGGGUGCCGAGAACUGGAAGGAAGGUGGGAAGCGCCGGUUCAGCCGGCCCGGCGCCAAGGGGUUCAAUGCCAACCGGCGCCGGAGCCGGGCCGUGCUCUAUCAUCUCUCCGGACACCUGCAGAAACAGGGCAGGAGCAAACACAAGCUCAACAAGGGCGUGUUUGGGGACAAGCCCUCGCUCCCCGAGUACAAGGUGGCCGCGAUCCGCAAGUCGCCCUUCAUCCUGCUGCAUUAUGGCGCCUUCAAGGCCGGCUGGGACGGGCUCAUCCUAUUGGCCACGCUCUACGUGGCCGUGACGGUGCCCUACAGCGUCUGUGUCAGCGCCAGCUCUGACGAGGGGCUCACGGCCGGCCGCGGCCCCCCCAGCGUCUGCGACCUGUGCGUGGAGAUCCUCUUCAUCCUGGACAUCGUGCUCAAUUUCCGCACCACCUUCGUCAGCAAGUCGGGCCAGGUGGUGUUCGACCCGCACGCCAUCUUCCUGCACUACCUCACCAGCUGGUUCCUGCUCGACCUGGUGGCCGCCCUGCCCUUCGACCUGCUCUAUGCCUUCAAGAUCAACGUGUAUUUUGGGGCUCACCUGCUGAAGACGGUGCGGCUCCUGCGGCUGCUACGGCUGCUGCCCAACCUGGACCGGUACUCGCAGUACAGCGCCGUGGUGCUGACGCUGCUCAUGAUCGUCUUCGCCCUGCUGGCCCACUGGGUCGCCUGCAUCUGGUUCUUCAUCGGCCAGCUGGAGAUCGAGAGCAGCCGCUCGGAGCUGCCCGAGAUCGGUUGGCUCCAGGAGCUGGCUCGGCGCCUCGAGACCCCCUACUACCUGGCGAGGAAGAGCUGCAGGUCCCUUGCCAACGGGACGGGCCCGGGAGGGCCCCCUGGGGCCAACUGCAGCCUCACUGGGAACAGCUGGGAGCUGCUGGGGGGGCCCUCACUGCGCAGUUCCUACCUCACCUCACUCUACUUCGCCCUCAGCAGCCUGACCAGCGUCGGCUUCGGCAACGUCUCAGCCAAUACCGACACCGAGAAAAUCUUCUCCAUCUGCACCAUGCUCAUCGGGGCGCUGAUGCACGCCGUGGUGUUCGGGAACGUGACGGCCAUCAUCCAGCGCAUGUACGCCCGGCGCUUCCUGUACCACAGCCGCACCCGCGACCUGCGGGACUUCAUCCGUAUCCACCGCAUCCCCAAGGCGCUCAAGCAGCGCAUGCUGGAGUAUUUCCAGACCAGCUGGGCCCUGCACAACGGCAUCGACACCCACGAGCUGCUGCGGAGCCUGCCGGACGAGCUGCGGGCCGACAUCGCCAUGCACCUGAACAAGGAGCUGCUGCAGCUGCCGGUGUUCGAGGCGGCGAGCCGGGGCUGCCUACGCGCCCUCUCGCUCAGCAUCAAGCCGGCGUUCUGCACCCCGGGCGAGUUCCUCAUCCACCAGGGCGACGCGCUGCAGGCCCUCUACUUCGUGGGCUCGGGCUCCAUGGAGGUGCUGAGGGACGACACCGUCCUGGCCAUCCUAGGGAAGGGGGAUCUGCUGGGCUGCGACCUCUCGGGCCAGGAGCACGUGAUCAAGGCCAACGCGGACGUCAAGGGCCUGACCUACUGCGACCUGCAGGGCCUGAGCCUGCAGGGGCUGGGUGAGAGCCUGGCGCUGUACCCCGAGUUCGCCCGCAAGUUCCGCCAGGAGAUCCACACCGAGCUCAGCUACAACCUGGGCAGCGCCGGGCCCCAGGCUGACACCAGCUCGCUGAACGGCGACAGCGCCGUGCUGGAGGACAAGGCGGCUGAGGACGCCCCUGUGUCCCCACCCCACUCGUCAGCCAGCCCAGCCCAGGAACCCUCGGAGGCACCGUCCAGCCCCAAGCUGCCCCCCGGCUGCUCCCCCUCGGCCAUGGAAGCCAAGCUGCUGUCGCCCAGGAGGGGCAUCCUGCCCCGGACACGGCGCCUGCCCUCUGCUGCUGGCCACCAGGCCCUGCAGCUCCACGGCCUGCCCUGGAUGGGGCCCCCUGACCUCAGCCCCAGGGUGGUAGACGGCAUCGAGGAAGACGCCUGCGGCUCGGAUAAGUCCAUGUUCAGCUUCCAGGUCGGCCCCUCGGGCCCCGACUGCAGUAGCCCCUCCCCUGGGCCAGACAGCGGGCUGCUCGCCAUCCCCCUGGGCCCAGCGGAGCUGACGGGCGCAGACACCAUUGAGAAGCUGCGGCAGGCGGUGGCCGAGCUGUCGGGGCAGGUCCUGCAGAUGCGUGAGGGGCUGCAGUCACUGCGCCAGGCCCUGCAGCUCUUCCUGCUGUCCCAGCCGCCAGCUCCGCUCGCCCGCGCCGAGGGCACCGCCUCAGCCUUCCCCGGUGCCACCCUGCUGCAGCCGCUGCGCUUGGAGACGGGCAUCCCGGCCUUCCUCCUGCACAGCUCCGCGCCCGGCCCAUGCCUCAACGCAGCCUGCCCCCGCGCCCGCCCUGCUCCCCCGCGGGCCUGGGGCCCGCCCGCCUCCCACAGCUCCCCCUGGCCCGGCGCCCCCCGGACCUCAGCAGGGGGCACAGACACGGAGCUCGGGGCUAGCGCAGCCUCUGCCCCGGUGGAGCCCGGCAGCACGUGGCCAGCGGCCGGCCCCAGGGACCCCACUGCUCCCACGGCAGCACCGGCCUCCCCUGCCCCCCACGGACCGCCAACUGCUGAGACGGACCCCCAGGGGCCUCCAGCUCCGGCCGCUUUCCCUCGGCCCUGGGACCCGCCUGGCCUGGAGAUGGUGCUGCUGGGCGCCCCCAGCGCCGUGGGCACCCCCUGCUGGCCCCAGGAGGAGGGCACAGGCAUGUGAAGGCUGCACCCCCCCACACACACCAGGAUUUUUCUGCCCUGCCCCCGGAGAGCCAGGGGGCUUGGCCUGGCCACACAGCCCCCAUGGGGAGCCUCCGCCAGCCAUGGGGCUUGGGCUGCGUUCCCAACACACCACUGCCUCUGGGGGCUGCCCCCAUGAGCAGUGCGGGGGGACAGGCCACAAGGGGUCCAGUGCAGGAGCUGCUCUCCAGAGCUUGUGGCAGGAGCCUGAUUCCACCCACCCCCAAGGGCACAGCUGGCCCCAGAUGGCGGAGAAGGGGCAGGGUCCCGUCUGGCCUGUGGAACAGGGGGCAGGGGGCCCCCUUGCCUCCAGGCAGUUGGGGGCAGCAGGGCUUCCAGUCCAUAGGGCUUCCCCUCCCCCUCCCGUUUUACAUUAA
This is a messenger RNA of Dermochelys coriacea (leatherback sea turtle), 3889 nucleotides long. It is a transcript of the gene KCNH3, whose product is annotated as potassium voltage-gated channel subfamily H member 3. Gene Ontology annotation, cellular component: membrane. Lineage: Eukaryota; Metazoa; Chordata; Testudines; Dermochelyidae. Gene Ontology annotation, molecular function: voltage-gated potassium channel activity. Gene Ontology annotation, biological process: regulation of membrane potential; potassium ion transmembrane transport. The coding region runs from base 280 to 3492 and encodes 1070 amino acids. The transcript is spliced from 15 exons. The record is from RefSeq and is a predicted model, not a curated record.